AUGUCGACUGACAAGAUCACUUUCCUUACCAACUGGCACGCUACGCCGUACCACGCCCCGCUGUACCUGGCCCAGGCCAAGGGAUAUUUCAAGGAGGAGGGUAUCAAGGUUGCUCUGCUCGAGCCCAACGACCCUAGCGAUGUCACCGAGAUCAUCGGUACCGGCAAGGUCGACCUUGGCUUCAAGGCCAUGAUUCACACCCUGGCUGCCAAGGCUCGCAACUUUCCCGUCCAGUCCAUCGGCAGUCUCCUGGAUGAGCCCUUCACCGGCGUCGUCUACCUCAAGGACUCUGGCAUCACUACCGACUUCCGCACGCUCAAGGGCAAGCGGAUCGGUUACGUGGGCGAGUUUGGCAAGAUCCAGAUCGACGAGCUCACCUCUCACUACGGCAUGACGCCCGAUGACUACACUGCCGUCCGCUGCGGCAUGAACGUGUCCAAGGCCAUCAUCAAGGGCGAGAUCGACGCCGGCAUCGGCCUCGAGAACGUUCAGAUGGUGGAGCUCGAGGAGUGGCUCGCCUCGCAGGGCCGUCCCAAGGACGACGUGCAGAUGCUGCGCAUUGACGAGCUCGCCGAGCUCGGCUGCUGCUGCUUCUGUACCAUCCUGUACAUCGGCAACGAGACCUUCCUGGCCGAGAACCCGGACAAGGUCAAGGCUUUCCUCCGGGCCGUCAAGCGUGCCACCGACUACGUGCUCGCGCAGCCCGAGGCGGCGUGGGCCGAGUACGUCGACUUCAAGCCCGUCAUGGGCACCGCUCUGAACCGCAAGAUCUUUGAGCGCAGCUUUGCCUACUUCAGCAAGGACCUCAAGAACGUCAAGCGCGACUGGGACAAGGUUACCAAGUACGGCAAGCGUCUCGGUGUCUUGGACGAGAGCUUCCAGCCCAACUACACCAACUCGUACCUCGAGUGGGCUCUCUCUGGCGAGUCGAGCGACCCUAUCGGAGACCAGAAGCGCAUUGCCAAGCUUCAGAAGGACGUUGCUGUGUCUGGCGGCUUCCACCGGCUUCAGGAUGCCGAGGUCAAGGCUUGA
Messenger RNA from Fusarium keratoplasticum, 1032 nucleotides. RefSeq names its product 4-amino-5-hydroxymethyl-2-methylpyrimidine phosphate synthase. The record is from RefSeq and is a predicted model, not a curated record. The transcript has 3 exons. Gene Ontology annotation, biological process: thiamine biosynthetic process. NCBI's taxonomy places the organism in Eukaryota, Fungi, Ascomycota, Sordariomycetes, Hypocreales, Nectriaceae. The coding region runs from base 1 to 1032 and encodes 343 amino acids.